ACGCCCCCUUGCUUUUGACUAUUCUUUAAGCACAGACCCUGAUUUGACACAAGAAGUCCGAAAUUCGAAAACAACGCUUGAGUCGGGCCAAUAAAAAUACUGACAACAUAUCUUAAGAGUCUUUUGGAAGUCUUCAAUACACAUUUCCCAGUCGGAGCACCCAUGCAGCAUUUUAAGACAACUGCCCAAAACGAAAAGGCAAAUAGUGUAGAAAAUCUAGCCUAUCAUAGGGCCAAAAGAGGUCUGACAUAACUCGAUCAUGCGGGGAAAGCCCCGUUUUUACUACCAGUUUGGUUGCGACGACGCGUUGCAUUUUCUCUUCCUUCCGAGUUACUUCCGCAAAGACGAAGUUAAAGUUUUGAACUCUAUAAUAAUGAUAAAAUGCCUGAACCUUAUUAAACGGUAUGCGUAGUCUUGGUGAAUAGAUGCAUUUUCGGAACUUCCAGAGCCUAUAGCCUAGGCCCAAAUUUGAAUAGGUGACUUGUAUAAACUUCCAUGGGAUCCAUAGAAAGUGAUUGAAAUCAGAUUGAUCUUUUAAGCCUGGAUCCAUCUUUCAACAAUGGCCAAGAUACAUUUCUUCAGGAUCAAUUGGAUGCUGCCCGUUCUCACUAUUCUUGUCUUCCUGACCCAGACCAUCUACUCAGCUCCACUCUCCUCCUACCUGGUAUCAUCCUUUACUCCUCCUGAUGCUGACUCCAACCUACCAUUCAACCACAUCACCAUCAACAACAUCACUGGAGAUGUAUACAUCGGAGCAAGGGAGAGACUCUAUCAACUCAACUCAGACCUGACUCUCAAACACACUGUAGAUACUGGAUUAUGUCCACCAGAUGAAAAUGAUAUCAUUAAUACCAAUAAUAAUAGACUUCUGGUGGUAGCUCCAUCACCUGAGGAUAAACUCAUCACGUGUGGUGGUUGUGAUGGUUUCUGUGAGACAAGGAGCUUGACUAAUAUAUCACAUGAAGUUGUGAGAUAUGAUCAAUCGAGUGAGCAGUUUGUGGUGACCACAACAGAUGCACCUAUUGUUGGAGCUGUGUUGUUGGGUGCUGACUAUCAAAGUGAUGGUGUUGGUACUGCAGAUGAUGGAUUGUACUUAUUUACUGGGAUCAGUGACACCGGAGCUUCAAAUCCAUUUGUAUCAAAGCGUGGUCUUGAUAACCUGCACAUCAGACAAGCAGUAGCGUUACCUAAACAAUCUGCCCCACAAAAUAUUUUUAAACACUUGAUCCCUUACAUGGAAAACCUCUACUAUUUCAUGUCUAGGGGAAACAAUCAGAAGAGUGCAUACUUGGGGCGACUGUGCCGUAAUUCAUUAGAUGAACAAUUUGCAUCCUACACAGAGAUACAACUACAGUGUGGAUCUCACAAUGAGAUCCAGUCAGGUCAUAUAGGAGCAGCAGGAUCCCAGCUAGCUGAUUCAUUCAGCUUGGAGAGUACUGAUGAUCUUCUGUAUGCUGUAUUUGGAAGUGAUAUUUCAUCUGCUCUAUGCAUCUAUAAGAUGAGUGAUGUAGAGCAGAGCUUUGACGAUGCUGCCAAGGGAUGUAGCCGAACAGGAGAUAACAGAGGAAAGCAGAACAACUAUCUUCAAGAUAGCUCAUGUAACACAGUAAGUUCACUGAAGUAUCAACUGUCCAGUAAUACAGCCUAA
Molecule: messenger RNA, 1648 nt
Organism: Lytechinus variegatus (green sea urchin)
Lineage: Eukaryota; Metazoa; Echinodermata; Echinoidea; Temnopleuroida; Toxopneustidae
Product: plexin-B2-like
Exons: 3
Coding region: 560-1648 (362 amino acids)
Biological process (GO): regulation of GTPase activity; negative regulation of cell adhesion; positive regulation of axonogenesis
Cellular component (GO): semaphorin receptor complex
Molecular function (GO): protein binding; semaphorin receptor activity
Source: RefSeq, a predicted model, not a curated record